UACGCGUGUGUCAGCCUUCUCUGAAGGUUUCACCAACUGACAGCCGGCUGCUAAGCGAGUUAGCCAACUGCGAAGAGGAGUUUUAACGGGUUCACAGUCAGAGCCGCGUAGUAUCAGACGAUAUCUAGAUUAUCUAGAGCUCGGUGUUUGUGUGCGGACUCUGGCUGGCUGUUUUAGUUUUGCCCACGUCAGCUGGAGAGGGAGUCCUCCCUGUAUGACUGUAGUGUGUGGCUAGCUAGCGAAAGAGGAGGAGGGUGGGGACAAAAAAACUUCCCAAGACCUCGCCCAGCCGUUGCUUCAUUCCAGCAGGCAGCUACUUCUGUUGACGGUGUGAGAGAGCCACACCACUAAAACCAGCUAAUUAUACGAAGGGGAGGCCGGCACAUUCGUGUCAACUAAGGGCAAAAAUCAGUAACCAUGUUCAGAAAAAACAUGAAGAAGGACCCGGAGCUGUUCCAGAACGUGUCGGAGGGGCUACGGCGGCUCUACCGGACCAAACUGUUCCCGCUGGAGGACACGUAUCGAUUCCACGACUUCCACUCGCCUGCCCUCGAAGAUGCCGACUUCGACAACAAGCCCAUGCUGCUCCUGGUGGGUCAGUACUCCACCGGGAAGACUACUUUCAUCCGGCACCUCAUGGAACAGGACUUCCCCGGUAUGCGGAUUGGCCCCGAGCCGACCACGGACUCUUUCAUCGCCGUGAUGCACGGUGAACAGGAGGGGGUGGUGCCGGGUAAUGCUCUGGUUGUCGACCCCAAGAAGCCCUUCCGUAAACUCAACGCCUUUGGCAACGCGUUCCUCAACAGGUUCAUGUGUGCCCAGAUGCCUAACCCUGUCCUGGAGAGCAUCAGUAUCAUUGAUACUCCUGGAAUCCUGUCCGGGGAGAAACAGAGGAUAAGCAGAGGUUACGAUUUCGCCGCUGUGCUGGAGUGGUUCGCAGAGCGCGUGGAUCGCAUCAUCCUCCUGUUCGACGCCCACAAGCUCGAUAUCUCAGACGAGUUCUCCGAGGUGAUCCGAGCUCUGAAGAACCAUGAGGACAAAAUGCGCGUGGUGCUCAACAAGGCAGACCAGAUCAGCACUCAGCAGCUGAUGAGGGUCUACGGAGCGCUGAUGUGGUCUUUGGGAAAAAUCAUUAAUACGCCCGAGGUGGUGCGCGUGUACAUCGGGUCAUUCUGGGCCCAGCCCCUGUUGGUACCAGACAACAGGAAGUUGUUUGAGGCAGAGGAGCAGGACCUCUUCUUGGACAUCCAGUCGUUGCCUCGUAAUGCAGCACUACGCAAACUCAAUGACCUCAUCAAACGAGCUCGACUCGCUAAGGUGCAAGCAUACAUCAUCAGCUCUCUGAAAAAGGAAAUGCCGAGUAUGUUUGGAAAGGACUCCAAGAAGAAGGAGCUGAUAGCCAACCUGGGAGAGAUCUACCAUAAGAUCGAGAAGGAGCACCAGAUCUCACCUGGAGACUUCCCCAACCUCGCCAAGAUGCAGGAGCUGCUGAAUGGCCAGGACUUCUCUAAGUUCCAGGCACUGAAGCCCAAGCUGCUGGAGGCGGUGGAGGACAUGCUCGCCAACGACAUCGCCCGUCUCAUGGCCAUGGUGCGCCAGGAAGAGGCCACCAUGCCCAGCCAGUCCGUCAAGGGAGGAGCCUUCGAGGGAACCAUGACUGGUCCCUUCGGUCACGGCUAUGGCGAGGGCGCCAGCGAAGGCAUUGACGAGAUGGAGUGGGUGGUGGGUCGCGACAAGCCUUCAUACGAUGAGAUCUUCUACACCCUCUCUCCCAUCAACGGCAAAGUGUCGGGCAACGCAGUCAAGAAGGAGAUGCUGAAGUCCAAGCUGCCCAAUACGGUCUUGGGAAAGAUCUGGAAGCUAGCAGAUGUGGAUCGUGAUGGCUAUCUGGAUGACGAGGAGUUCGCCCUAGCCAACCACCUCAUCAAGGUGAAGCUGGAGGGCCACGAGCUGCCGCCCACGCUGCCUGACCACCUGGUGCCCCCGUCCAAACGCGGAAUGGUCUCGGAGGACUAGAGGAAGGCGGAGCAGCCUGUGGAGACCAGCAGUGUCGACGCUUAUCGUCAUGUUCAGGACUCUUCAGACAGAAGUCCAACCACAAGCACCAACAGCAUCAUCGUCCAUCAAAGCUGCAAGUCUCCAGGCUUCCUGACGCAUCACGAGGAAACGAUGCUGUGAUCUUAUUCACCAGAGAGAGACUGGAGGGGUUCGGGGGGAGGUGGGAGGGAGGGGAAGUCCAUCUUUGUGCAUUAGGGGUUAAUCUAUUAGAAAUAAUUGAAUAAAUAACGGGGGGGGGGCUGAUUUGAAAACUGAUGAAAGGACUCUACUGGAUCAUGAGCUGAGGGGUAGUUGGAGGUAGCAUGAUGGGACUGAACAUGGAUUUGUGCACCCUGUGUAAAAGAUGUCUUAUGAAUAUACAGUCCAUAUUAUUAUAUGUUGAUCCAAAGAAAUAUAGUUUUUUUUUCCCCAUUUGGAGAGAGAAAGAGGAAAUAAAUCAAAACAGCUGUUAGAAUUGCUUUAUCUAUAUUUUUGUAUUUCCUGACUGUUAACUUUGACUCUUUCCAAAUGCUUCCCUUUUUAUUAUUUUGCCAGAUAAAUAAAAAGGAAUAUUGUACCACCUGGA
Acanthopagrus latus (yellowfin seabream) is the source of this 2623-nucleotide messenger RNA. It is a transcript of the gene ehd1a, whose product is annotated as EH-domain containing 1a. The record is from RefSeq and is a predicted model, not a curated record. Gene Ontology annotation, biological process: endosomal transport; endocytosis. The transcript is spliced from 6 exons. Lineage: Eukaryota; Metazoa; Chordata; Actinopteri; Spariformes; Sparidae. Gene Ontology annotation, molecular function: protein binding; GTP binding; calcium ion binding. The coding region runs from base 418 to 2016 and encodes 532 amino acids. Gene Ontology annotation, cellular component: cytoplasm; plasma membrane.